GGGGUACUUCGGUACCUGCCUGACGUGCGAUUCGCGUCUCGCGCACCACAAUGCACCACAACGCGAAAAAUUAUAGUGGUGUCUCGAAAUUAAUUAUAAAAAAAUUAUAAUUGAUGUUCGUCUUCUGGCUGGCUGGUUGGUUGGCCUCAGCCAGCGAAGAAACAAAGAACAUAAACAAAUUAUGUAGUGUCGUGUAAUAUAUUUCGGUACUAGAGCUAAUGUCGUGAAACAAUAUAAAAAAAAUGUGAAUAAUAAACUAUAAAAUAUUUUUUUUUGUCGUGUGCCCGUGUUCCCGUAUUCCUCAUCAUCGUUCGCGUCUCGUAUCGCAACAUUUCGUCGUCAACAUAACAACAUGUGCAAAUAAAUACAAAAAAAAAAUGUUGCUGUGCGUUUCUAAAUAUGUGAAAAAUAUAUUUUUGCCCAUCAACGUUCGAGUGUGAGUGUCGGUUGUAGCUGCUCCUAGCGCACACACAGCUCAUAAUUAUUAUUAUAUCGCAAAAAUCGUACAGCGAUUGGAUUUGUGUGCGGCUGCUGCUUACAAAUCGCACGCCAACAACAUAAACUCGCGGAUAGGGCAUCGCGGCAACAUCUUCAGACACUCAACAACUACACAUCAGAAUUAUUUUAUUACAAGGAAGCACCGCAAAAAAAUCAUCAACAAAUAAAAUUUCGAAUAAAAAGUCAUUUAAUUAGAGGAAACAACACAAGGAACAGAAAAAAAAUAUUUUUUUUUUAAAUAAAAAAAAGACUCGUCUUGUGAUAUUUUUAUAACUUUAACUUUUUGCGUGGGUCUUCAAUAAUUUUUUAACAAACUAUGGAUGAACUAGAUAAAGCCCAAAUUGCUCUCCUUCAAAAUGCCUUCAACGCCUUCGAUCAGGAGAAAAAGGGAUGUAUCGACACCACGAUGGUCGGUACGAUCCUCAGCAUGCUUGGCCAUCAAUUGGACGACGCCAUGUUGAAGGAAAUUAUCGAUGAAGUGGAUGCUGAUGGAUCUGGCGAACUGGAAUUCGAGGAGUUUGUUACUCUGGCUGCCAGAUUUAUGGUUGAAGAAGAUGCAGAAGCAAUGCAACAAGAACUCAAAGAAGCCUUCCGGUUGUAUGACAAAGAAGGCAAUGGCUACAUCACCACCGGCGUCUUGCGCGAAAUCUUGCGUGAGCUCGACGACCAACUCACAAACGACGAUCUUGACAUGAUGAUUGAAGAAAUUGAUUCUGAUGGGUCUGGCACCGUUGAUUUCGAUGAAUUCAUGGAGGUCAUGACAGGCGGAGAUGAUUAAACGACACCUCAUUCAAAAUAGUUUGUUCAUCCCCUUCUUAGUGUUUCUUUGAGAGUUCACCUCAAUAUAAAGAUCGUAAAAACUCCACUUUUUAAAUAUACAUGAUGAUGAUGAUGGUAAUAAAUGGCUCGGCAUCGUUUCAGUCACUCGGCUAAUACAAAAUGUAUUACAACAACAACAACAAUUUAACAUCUUACACCAAAAAAAAUUAUUGAAGACUAGAUUUGGGUUUUUGGUUCUGUCCAAAUCUAGUCUUUAAUAAAAAAAAAAUGAAUAAAUUAACAUAAAACGAAAAUAAUAUAAUUCAAAA
This is a messenger RNA of Culicoides brevitarsis, 1586 nucleotides long. Its product is annotated as troponin C-like. Gene Ontology annotation, cellular component: myosin II complex. The record is from RefSeq and is a predicted model, not a curated record. The transcript has 5 exons. Bases 815 to 1276 code for a protein of 153 amino acids. Gene Ontology annotation, molecular function: calcium ion binding. NCBI's taxonomy places the organism in Eukaryota, Metazoa, Arthropoda, Insecta, Diptera, Ceratopogonidae.